This is a messenger RNA of Rotaria socialis, 828 nucleotides long. The record is from the annotation of a GenBank genome assembly. NCBI's taxonomy places the organism in Eukaryota, Metazoa, Rotifera, Eurotatoria, Philodinida, Philodinidae.
AUGAAUUUUGUUGCACCUAAACAACGUCAACAAUGGUUAAGUCAAGCCGAAGAUUAUGCUGAUAUUUUUCUUCAACGAACGAAAUACUUUUUACCACAUCUAGCUCGACUAUGUUUGAUAUCUACAUUUAUUGAAGAUGGUCUUCGUAUGUGGAUGCAAUGGAGUCAACAACGAGAUUACAUUAUGAGUUCUUGGAAUGUUGUAUGGUUUCUUGGCACAUGUUUUGUUAUAAUUAAUCUAUUCGGGCAAUUAACCCCAUGCGUAAUGAUUUUACUUCGAAAGAAAACUGAUAUUGCUUGUGCUAUAUUAUUCUUCAUCAUUGCAUUCCAAUCGAUUGCAUAUCGAAUUAUAUGGGAACCACGUUUUCUACUCAGGUCAUGUUCGCUAGUCGGUGGUCUCAUGCUACUAAUGGUUGAAAAUCGUAAGGAGGCACGCACUUUAUUUGCUGGUGUACCAACAAUGCAUAACAAUGCACCAAAGAAUUAUAUGCAAUUAGCGGGUCGUCUUUUACUUGUUAUUAUGUUUUUAACAAUUGUUCGUCUUGAUUUUACAUUUAUUUCGACAAUUCAAAAUAUAAUUGGUGGUAUCUGUAUUUUAUGUGUUGCAAUAGGCUUUAAGACAAAACUAUCAGCUUUGUUUCUUGUUUUAUUUUUAUCGAUUUCCAAUAUUUAUACAAACGCUUUCUGGCGUGCUAAUAAUCAUCGUGCAUUACAAGACUUUUUAAAAUAUGAUUUCUUUCAAACAAUGUCGGUUAUUGGUGGCCUAUUAUAUGUUGUUGCACUUGGUCCUGGCGGAGUAUCGGUUGAUGCAAGAAAAAAAGAAUGGUAA